CACCGCGCGACUAUAGCGGAAGAGACGUGGCAAGAAAAUAUCCUUUCCGGAAGAAAAUGUUACUCCACUAUGAAGCUAAGUAACUAGGCUGGCACAUUUUAUACAGUAGAGAGACGAUCGAUUUGUAGUGAUUCAAUCCCUGAAAUCCCGUUUGACAGGCAGACCAUGGGUCUGUGUAAGUGUCCGAAGAGGAAGGUGACGAACCUGUUCUGCUUCGAGCAUCGGGUCAAUGUGUGUGAACACUGCCUGGUGUCCAAUCACAGCAAGUGUAUCGUCCAAUCCUACCUGCAAUGGCUCCAGGACAGCGACUACAAUCCUAACUGCACUCUGUGUAACCAGCCUCUAAAUUCCCAGGAAACUGUGAGAUUAGUGUGCUAUGAUUUGUUCCACUGGUCCUGCCUGAAUGAACUGGCAUCACGCCUGCCCCUGUACACGGCUCCAGCGGGUUACCAGUGUCCAACAUGCCAGGGACCUGUUUUUCCUCCCUCCAACCUCGCCAGCCCCGUGGCUGACAUGCUGAAAACGCAACUGUCCUCAGUGAACUGGGCACGAGCAGGACUGGGCCUUCCACUGGUGGAAGACCAGCCUGUGGUGGAAGAAACCACAGCACACGAUGUGACUGAUUAUACAGACUGGACCUUCGAUGCACCUUCUGCCGAAUCGUCCAUGUCUGCCCCGUCACACUCUUAUCCUCUAGAACCAACAGUCACUUCAGCCUGUUCCCAUCAGGACUUGGGGCACGGUCACAGCCACGGGCAUGGUCACAGCCACAGCCACGGGCACGGUCACAGCCAUGGGCAUGGUCACAGCCACAGCCACAAUAAUGGAGGAUUGGGGGUACAAGAGCACUCCGUCAUCGACAUGAUCACAGCCACUGCACCGGAUACUAUCGUCAUAAACAAAGCUUCUUCACCUAGGAAGGUGUAUGACACUCGAGAAUCAGGCCACGCUUCAGCCACUCAGAUCGACUUUGAUGAUGAUAAGUAUCGGCGGAGACCAGCACUCAGCUGGUUCGCACAGAUCCUGAAGAACCGCUUAGGCCCUAAGAGAAGGUCGUUCACACUAAAGCAGAGGAUCUUCAUGCUCCUUAUCCUGGGAGUGAUCGGCUUCUUCACCCUCAUCAUCAUCAUGGCCAAGCUGGGCCGGGCUUCUGCUGACGAAGACCCUAACCUGGACCCCUUGUUCAACCCUAACAUCAGAGUGGGCAACAUGUGAACUGAGUGCGGCUCCUGUAGUAGAAAACGAGCAGGAAGAGCAGCGUGACUGUCCUGAAGGGCCGGGACCAAUGCGUAAAAUGCCUGUUCUUAUUGUGGGAAUGAUGAUAAUCCAGUCAUUGUUGAAAAGUCUCCUGCUUAAAUUGACCAGUCGUCCAUUUGAAUUAACGUCGGGAAGGCACUCUGGAUGUUUAGAGCAUAUUUAAUACUUUGCAGCGCGUUCGUGUCUGUGUGAACGCGGUAAUUGGAUAGGUGUGAGUGUUUUUAUUGGGAAAGAGAAAGCAAUAUGAUUCAUUUACAUACUAAAACAAAACCGUAGAAUUUGAGUGUUUGCAGAUUCCACGGUAUCAGAUACCAAAGCUGUUCUUUGCAGCUCCAAAUAGAAACGAGUGACACCAGUGAGAUAAAGGGGUGUGUGUGUGUGUUGUACGCAAUCAUCAAUAUGGUUCAUGCCAUGUUUCCGAGUGAAGACUAGGUUCAAAAAUGACACAUGCAUUUUUCUGACUAAAUAACCCGGUUAAACAUCAUCCAAUCUGUCCACGUGUUCAAUCUGUAUAUUCCAAAAUGUGUAGUUUAUUCUGUAAAGUAUGUUCAGAUUCCGAUUGGAAUCCGAAUACAGUCCACAGGGUUGAUCUUCGGUCUAUAACCUGAAGAUCGUCCAGUUACUUUUGUUUGUAUAUCUGAUCACACUUUAAAUGAGGGUUCUCUUAACUGAUGUUAUUUAAGGCAUUAUCUAACACCAAGAAAACUUGACACUCGUAUAUAGGCAAUUGAUUGAUUUAUUUAUUUUUUUCCUUUUAAACAAAAGCAAAACGGUUGAAUUAACAAAUAUAAGUAGCAUCAAUGAGCAAAAAAUCAAGCACGUAAUAAUAAUCACCACAUACCAGUAGCAAAUGUUUGCGAUUAUUCAUUGAAAAGGUUUAGUUUUAAUAGUUAUUCACCGAGAACUGCUGUGUGAGAAUUUUUGAUCAUAGUAAGUGGACUUUUAGUCAUGGAUUGAAUAAAACCUGUGAAUGCUGGUUUC
This is a messenger RNA of Hemibagrus wyckioides, 2238 nucleotides long. It is a transcript of the gene zfpl1, whose product is annotated as zinc finger protein-like 1. Gene Ontology annotation, cellular component: Golgi apparatus. NCBI's taxonomy places the organism in Eukaryota, Metazoa, Chordata, Actinopteri, Siluriformes, Bagridae. The transcript is spliced from 8 exons. Bases 166 to 1215 code for a protein of 349 amino acids. The record is from RefSeq and is a predicted model, not a curated record.